AUGUUGAGCUCGUUCGUGCAGAAGUUUAUUGAACAGUCCUCCUUGUCUCCGGCCAACGACAACCGCCCGUCUAAGGCUGCCCUUUUUCGAGACCAGUUCAGACUUCCAGCCGGUCAAAACCCCUUGCAUGAGAUUACCGCUGAACUAUACCUGCCUCUCCCCUCGACCCCAGCGGGAGGCCCUAUCACCUCCGGAGAGAAGACGAGGGAAAAUGGCAACAAAUACCUGGGCGAACUACACUUGAGUGAACACUUUCUGUGCUUCUCGACCAUCCGAACCAGUUUCCUGCCCUCGGCAAACUAUGCAACAUCCACCUCCUUCACAGGCCCGACGCAAGGUGCGGGUCCCGGGGGCCAUGGCUUUACUCUGCCCUUGUGCUCGAUACGAAGAGUCGAGAGGUUGAAUAGUCAUCAAGACAAGUUCUCGCUCGCCCUCACCACCUUUGAGUCGAUCCAGAAACCCUCGACCGAGAAGACGCAGGCGGUACAGCCUCCUCCCCGCAAGCUCAUCCUUACCCUUGACGGCAGUCGUAUCGCCUGUGAACGCUUCUGUGAUGGUCUGAAGAAGGGUUUGAGAGAGGGCAUGAAAGAGGUGGACAAUCUGCGACUUGUAGUCUCUCAAUGCUACUCUGAAUACCUUCUGGACCCCGCUCGGCUCAAGGCCAAAGAGCAGGGAACCACGCCGCCUGAUCCGCCCGAUACUGGACUGGGCAUGCUGUUUAAAUACCCGGGAGACGCCAGGAAACUCAGGGACCGGAGUAAGAUCAGACUCUGGGGCGAGUACAUGCGAGAAAAUGGCCGGAAUGCCACGAUAGUGCGCCAGCCUACUUUCCACAAACUGAUCCGUGUCGGGUUGCCAAACCGGUUGAGAGGUGAGAUAUGGGAGAUAUGCUCCGGUUCUUUCUACACGCGGCUGAGGAAUCCCAACCUCUACGCCAAAACCCUGGCCAAGUUCACUGGGAAGGAGUCCUUGGCCAUCGACGAAAUUGAGAAGGAUUUGAACCGGAGUUUACCAGAAUACCCCGGCUUUCAGAGCGAAGAGGGAAUUGGCCGACUUCGACGCGUCCUCACGGCAUACAGCUGGACCAAUGAAGAGGUCGGCUACUGUCAAGCCAUGAACAUAGUUGUGGCUGCCCUGCUCAUCUACAUGUCAGAGUCCCAGGCAUUCUUCAUACUCGGCGCCUUGUGCGACAGACUGCUUCCCGGAUACUACUCGAAGGACAUGUAUGGCACUCUUUUAGAUCAACGUGUCUUCGAAAAUCUCGUCGAACGGACAAUGCCCAUUCUUUGGGAACAUCUGGUCAAGUCGGACGUCAACCUAUCCGUGGUGUCAUUACCCUGGUUUUUGUCAUUAUACAUAAACUCGAUGCCCCUUGUGUUUGCUUUCCGGGUGCUGGAUGUGUUCUUCCUAGAAGGUCCGAAAGUCCUCUUUCAGAUUGGUCUGGCCAUUCUCCGUAUCAAUGGCGAAGAACUACUUGAUGUGAGCGAUGAUGGCUCCUUUAUCUCCAUACUCAAGAACUACUUUUCACGAUUGGACGAGUCAGCCCAUCCCCAUUCAGAGAACGAAAAGUUGAGGGCGAUUACCAAAUUCCAGGAACUCAUGGUGACGGCUUUCAAGGAGUUUGCGGGCAUCACGCACGCCAGUAUCGAAGAACUGAGGGACAAACAUAUCGAUGGCGUCAAGGAGGGGCUUGCAACAUUUGCCAAACGAACAUCAAUCCGGAACUUGGGACCAGAAAGCAAGAAGCUCAGCGCCGAGGAUCUCAGUGCCAUCUAUGACAGGUUCUUUGGCGUUUUGGCUGAGCGACAAGAGCGUGCAAAAGCUCGCGAAGCAGAAAGAAGGAAGCAGCAAGAUCAGAGAGCGCGGCCCGGUUUGUGGCCGCAACAUUCAUCUCGCAACAAUGACGAACCUGCACGCAAUGCCGCACCGCUGCAGACUAUGGAUUAUGACGCCUUCAGAGAGUUCCUGGCCAACACGGCCAAAUGGGCGGUAACAGACUCGCCCUCAUCACCCAGCAAGGAGAUUGCCAGCCCAAACCAAAGCCAGAGGAAACGGAGCAAGACAAUGACUCAAUGGGGAUCAGGACCUGAACCCGCCGACCACGAUUUUAUGCAACGCUUAUACGGCAAAUGGGACGAAUCGCAUCAGGGAGAGAUGACCCUUCCACAACUGGUCCGAGGUCUGGCCCGUUUCAAAGGCACUACAGACAUCAUGAAUUCCAUGAGUUUAUUCUUCGAUCUCUUUGAUGACGAGGGUACGGGCAAAGUCGACCGGGAGGGCAUCCUUAGGAUGUCUGAAUCGCUUUUGUUCCUUUCUCGGCGAGGUUUCGACGGUGCUAUAACCCCAUCAGACACGAGCAAUGGACUGGCUUCUCCGCUCUCUGCUUCAGACUCGAAGGAGGGCCUGAAACUGAGUACCAAUGAAAAGUUUCUGGGCAGUGUCAGCGCCUUCAUCAGAAGAUGUUUCGAAUACGCCGAUCCAGAUGACGCUGUGGGUACAGCAAGCCCGGGGCUCGAAGUGACAACCACCGACAGCCCGAAUGAGGAAGAAGACCUCCUUGAUUUGACCGAAUCACGAUCUAAUCACAAAGCUGUCGCCUCGCCGCAACCCACAGAGAAAGAUCCUCUGUCCGAGACGACACCGCCUCAUACGCCCUCGCUCUCGAGUAUUCAAGACAAUCGUAAAUCGUCCUCCUCUCGCGCUGCCUCGCAUAACCUCGCCCUCGAUCCCAACAAGCCCUUGCAUAUCACCCUCCCGACCUUCCGCAUGGUCAUUCUCGCCGAUGAACUUCUCGAGCAAUUCUUUGAGACGUUCUUCCCCCAAUCUUUCCGUCUAGCCGACGUCCCUCCCAAUGCCAGCUCCUUGUCGUUGGCGUCAACCACCAAUACCCUCUCAGGAAAUCUCACCACCUUCACAAACCUAGGCACGCCCGUCAAAAACCUGUUGAACGGCACGCCUUCAAACAAGACUCUACCUGAUGUCGGUCGUGCGGGUGGUAUUGUGGAACCGGGCUCUCGCGGCCUGCGAGGUGUUUUGGAUAACAUCGUGAAUGACGGCAUGAGAAUGGCGGCUGAGAUGCGAAAACGUAUGGACGAUGCGCAGAGGGAGUUCGAGCGGAACGCCCGCGAGCAAGGGCACAAACCUUAUCGAGACGACGAUGAUGACGAUGAGGAUUAUGAUGACAAGGACACGGGCAUCGGGAAAAGGGACCAAGAACUGUUGGAGGGAGCCGAGGUCGCUAGUAUCCGAACGGCGACUGGCCUUGGUGGGAGUAUGGAUGAAGGAAGUGUGAGGAGCCGAGCCGAGAGUUCUGCGACGUUGGGUUCUAAGGGAAGUGGCAGCAGCAGCGGGAUGGGAACAUUGAGCCGCAAGACCACGGACAGUGGGCAUAGUGUGACUAUUUUGGAUGUCAAUGAUAUGUCUUCAGAUUCGAAAUGA
This is a messenger RNA of Fonsecaea multimorphosa CBS 102226, 3438 nucleotides long. RefSeq lists its product as uncharacterized. The record is from RefSeq and is a predicted model, not a curated record. The coding region runs from base 1 to 3438 and encodes 1145 amino acids. NCBI's taxonomy places the organism in Eukaryota, Fungi, Ascomycota, Eurotiomycetes, Chaetothyriales, Herpotrichiellaceae. The transcript has a single exon.